AUGGCGCCAUCAUCGCCAACCGUCGUUGCCGCCCCGAGCACAGAGUCACCACCACCGCUAACCAUUGCUGCCACUUCACACGCGAUCAAAAAGUCGUCUGUGGUUGCAAAGGAUGGAGUGGCUACUGUGGUCCAAGAAAGUGGUCUUGUCAUUACUACUACUGUUCCUGACGAGGAGAGAGCGGUCUCUAUCAAAGAAGAAUCUGUGACUGAUGGAUUGGAGAGAAGGACGAGGUCAAGUCACGAUGGAAAUUGGCAAUUUCGGAGGAAGCCGAGGUCUGACAAGGAUAUAUCGAAGGCCACCGCGUCGGCUACUCCCACCGCAUCGAUCUCGACAGCUCCAGGGGCAGUGAGGGGAGAAAAGUUGUAG
Linum trigynum is the source of this 369-nucleotide messenger RNA. The record is from the annotation of a GenBank genome assembly. Lineage: Eukaryota; Viridiplantae; Streptophyta; Magnoliopsida; Malpighiales; Linaceae.